This is a messenger RNA of Thamnophis elegans (Western terrestrial garter snake), 5693 nucleotides long. It is a transcript of the gene ADCY9, whose product is annotated as adenylate cyclase 9. Gene Ontology annotation, biological process: cyclic nucleotide biosynthetic process; adenylate cyclase-activating G protein-coupled receptor signaling pathway; intracellular signal transduction. Gene Ontology annotation, molecular function: adenylate cyclase activity. Lineage: Eukaryota; Metazoa; Chordata; Lepidosauria; Squamata; Natricidae. The record is from RefSeq and is a predicted model, not a curated record. The transcript has 10 exons. Bases 1 to 4014 code for a protein of 1337 amino acids.
AUGGCGGCGGCCACCGGCUGCCCGCCGCCCCCGCCGCGUGGCACCGAGGUGAGCGUGGCCGAGGGCGGCGGCGGGCGCGUGGCCGUGCGGCUGCAGGCGGCGGGGCGCGGGCGGCGGGCGCGGGGGAAGCCGCGGGGGGCGGCGCUGGGCCCGGGGCUGGGGCUGGGCCUGGGGGCCGGCCGGGCGCCGCAGCUCUUCGAGCGCGCCUCGUCUCGCUGGUGGGACCCGCGCUUCGACUCGAGCAACCUGGAGCAGGCCUGCCGCCAGCGCCGCUUCCCGCAGACGCGCCGCCGGCUCCGCUACGCGCUGGGCUACCUGGGCGCGGCGGCGCUGCUGUGGGGCGCCUACCUGGGCUGGGGCCGCGGCGGGGGGCGAGGAGGGGGCGGCGGCGGCGGGGCGGCGGCGGCGGCGGGGGCGGCGCUGGCCUUCCUGGGCGCCUGCCUGGCCGCGCUGCUCUUCACCUUCACGCGGGCCUACGGGCGCCACCCGGCCGGCUCCUCGCUGGCGCUGGCGCUGCUGGUGCUGGCGCUCCCGCUGGCCUCGCAGCUGCUGCCGGCGGCGGCGGCGGCCCCGGGGCUGGCGGGCAACGUGAGCGCGCGCGCGGCGCCCCCCCCGCCCUGCCUGUCGCCGGUGGGCAGCUUCUCGCUGUGCGUGGCGGCGCUGCUGCUGCUCUACGCCGUGCCGCACCUGCCGCUCUACCUGAGCCUCCUGCUGGGGCUGGGCGGCUCGGCGCUCUUCGAGGCGCUGGGCUACGGCUUCCGCGACGAGCGCUGCUUCGCGCUGCCGCCGGGCGAGCGGCUGGCCCCCUGGGAGCUGCUGGGCAAGGCCCUGCUGCACCUCUGCAUCCACGCCACCGGCGUGCACCUCUUCAUCAUGUCGGAGGUGCGGUCCAGGAGCACCUUCCUCAAGGUGGGGCAGUCCAUCAUGCACGGGAAGGACCUGGAGGUGGAGAAGGCCCUGAAGGAGCGCAUGAUCCACUCGGUCAUGCCCAGGAUCAUCGCGGACGACCUGAUGAAGCAGGGGGACGAGGACAGCGAGAACUCCUCCUCCGCCAAGCGCCACUCCGCCUCCAGCCCCAAGAGCAGGAAGAAGAAGCCGUCCAUCCAGAAGACCCCCAUCAUCUUUCGCCCCUUCAAGAUGCAGCAGAUAGAACAAGUCAGUAUCCUCUUCGCCGACAUCGUAGGCUUUACCAAAAUGAGUGCCAACAAAUCUGCACACGCCCUGGUGGGGCUUUUGAACGACCUCUUUGGCCGCUUUGACCGCCUCUGCGAGGACACCAAGUGCGAGAAGAUAAGCACCUUGGGGGACUGCUACUACUGCGUGGCGGGGUGCCCUGAGCCCCGAGCGGAUCACGCUUACUGCUGCAUCGAGAUGGGCCUGGGCAUGAUCAAAGCCAUUGAGCAGUUUUGCCAGGAGAAGAAGGAAAUGGUGAAUAUGAGGGUUGGCGUGCACACCGGGACGGUCCUUUGUGGCAUUCUGGGAAUGAGAAGAUUUAAGUUUGACGUCUGGUCCAAUGACGUCAACUUAGCCAACCUCAUGGAACAACUGGGCGUCGCUGGGAAGGUCCAUAUUUCAGAGGCUACUGCGAAAUACUUGGACGAUCGCUACGAAAUGGAGGAUGGGAAGGUGAUGGAGCGUGUGGGGCAGAGCGUGGUAGCAGACCAGCUGAAAGGUUUGAAAACAUACUUGAUCUCUGGCUUGAAAAAGAAGGAGACCCAUUGCAGCUGCUCGGAGACCCUUCUACUCCCAGGUCUAGAAGCAGGAGAUGGAAGCAAGUUACAGGGAGCUUUGUCGGAGAACAUGGAUGAUUUAGCAAAAACAUUCAAGUACUUAGAAAAAAAUAAGAUCUGCCAUUCGUGCAGUGUUACUUUUUCCCCUGGCUAUGCUGUGAGUGCAGAGGAAGGAGCAAUUCAAAACGGGUGCCAGGAGGACCAUAAGACCAGCACAAAGAGUCCUGGGGGAGGCAGCCCAAAGUCUCGGAAUGGACUUCUAAGUCCCCCGCAGGAGGAGAAACUGAGCAACAGCCAAACGUCUCUCUAUGAAAUGCUGCAAGAGAAGGGAAGAUGGGUUGGAGCAAGCUUGGAUCAUUCAGCUCUUCUGCCAUUGCGGUUCAAAAAUAUCAGAGAAAAAACAGACGCUCACUUUGUGGAUGUCAUUAAAGAAGACAGCUUGAUGAAAGACUAUUUUUUUAAGCCACCCAUUAACAAGUUGAGCCUGAACUUCCUUGAACACGACUUGGAGAUGGCCUACCGGAGCAGCUACCAAGAAGAGGUGAUUAGAAGAGCUCCCGUGAAGACCUUCGCCAGCGCUACCUUCAGUUCCCUCCUGGACGUGAGCCUCUCCGCCACGGUCUUCCUCAUCCUCUCCGUCGCUUGCUUCCUGAAACACGGGCUGGUGGCCUCUCCUCCCCCUCCUGCAGCUGUGGCUGUGGCUGUAACGGCUGUCCUGCUGGAGGUGGUCUCUCUCACUGUCUCUAUCAGGAUGGCUUUCUUUCUGGAGGACAUGAUGGUCUGCACCAAGCGACUCUUGGAAGUGAUCGCUGGGUGGCUGCCCCGGCACUUCAUCGGAGCUGUCCUGAUCUCCCUGCCGGCUCUCGCCGUCUUCUCACACUUCACCUCUGAGUUUGGAACCGACCUCUAUUCCACCAUGUUUAUGUGUUCUGCAGUUCUCAUCACAAUAGUCCAGUACUGUAACUUUUGCCAGCUCAGCUCCUGGAUGAGAUCCUCUUUGGCUACCCUUGUUGGAGGGGUCCUCCUCCUCCUCCUCCUGUACGUGUCCUGGUGCCCUGACAGCGACUUGGAGGAUUCAAACCUUCUUCCAUCGAGGAACCUGAGCUUCAUAGAGAAUGCCUGCAACAGGUCUGCGUCGGAGGACUUCCGUAGGCCGGCAGAUCUGAUUGGCCUGGAAGUAGUUUUGGGCCUCUUCCUUCUCCUAGUCUUAGUUUGGUUCUUAAAUCGGGAGUUUGAGGUGAGUUACCGCCUCCAUUAUCACGGAGAUGUGGAAGCUGAUCUUCACCGUACCAAGAUUCAGAGCAUGAGGGACCAGGCGGACUGGCUCCUGCGGAACAUCAUUCCCUACCAUGUGGCCGAGCAGCUGAAAGUGUCCCAAAGCUAUUCCAAAAACCACGACAGCGGGGGGGUGAUUUUUGCCAGCAUUGUGAACUUCAGUGAGUUCUAUGAGGAGAAUUACGAAGGAGGCAAGGAAUGUUACCGUGUCCUGAAUGAACUGAUCGGAGACUUUGAUGAGCUGCUGAGCAAGCCUGAAUACAGCAACAUUGAGAAAAUCAAAACCAUCGGGGCCACCUACAUGGCUGCCUCCGGGCUGAACGCUUCCCAGUGCCAGGACAGCAGUAACCCUCACGCCCAUCUGCAGACGCUCUUUGAAUUUGCCAAAGAAAUGAUGCGUGUGGUGGAUGACUUUAACAACAACAUGCUGUGGUUCAAUUUUAAGCUGAGGAUCGGCUUUAACCACGGGCCCCUGACAGCUGGGGUCAUUGGCACCACCAAGCUCUUGUAUGACAUCUGGGGGGACACUGUGAACAUAGCAAGCAGGAUGGACACCACGGGAGUCGAGUGCCGGAUCCAGGUGAGUGAGGAGAGUUACCGCAUUCUUCACAAAAUGGGCUACGACUUUGAUUAUCGUGGGACAGUCAACGUGAAGGGCAAAGGCCAGAUGAAGACUUUUCUCUAUCCCAAAUGCAUGGACAGUGGGGUGGUGCCCCACCAUCAGUUGUCUAUCUCUCCGGACAUUCGGGUUCAAGUGGAUGGCAGCAUUGGGCGGUCUCCAACCGAUGAGAUCACCAACCUGGUGCCUUCUGUACAGAACUUGGACAAGGUGCCCCCUGACACAGAGCUCAAAGAUUUGCUUCCCCGCUUCAAGAAGUUUCCCAAAGAAUUGGUUAAAUUAGACAGUCGCCCUCAGUUUGAUGCAGCUGGUGAGAAGGGUGGCUGUGAGGAGGCUGGGCCGGGGGAGGCCAACGAACUGACCAAACUGAACAGCUCCUGGAGUGUGUGAUGCCCGUCGAUUCUUCUUAGCGAGAAAUCUGAGCUCCCUGCAACCGGCCUUUUCUCUUGCACGGAGGGCAGACAGGAGGUGGCUCAGUUGUUACCUGUUUCUUUGGGCUCCUGAAUUGGAGAGGAUCGUAGCCAUGCCGGGCUCUGGCCCCUCCUUUUCACUCCCCUUACAAUGUUUAUUUUUUUCCUGAGAGGAGACAUCAAGUGCCUUCAGACAGACUCUGCCGGGCUCCUCUCUGGACUGAGGAGGAGCGGUGUAGAUUGGGGAUUGGAACACAUUUAAAGGACAAGCUGUGGUUACUUCAUUUUUGUUUCUCAUCAACAGCUUCCUUUGCACCUCCAAGCAGAGUGAAUAAAUAGGUGUGUGAGUGUGUACAGCACUCACGUUUUAUAUGUAAACACGGACAAUUGCAUGUUUGGCUACCUUCUGUGAUUGACACUAAGAACUGCUCAAAGGAGAUGCUGAGGGCCAGAAGGAAUGGUCAUCUUGGAACAGGGAAAGAAGCAGCUGAGCUGCUGUUUGCCAAAAUCAGAUUAAAGUGCCAUUGUGCUUUCUGGAACACUGGACUUGCCGUUUCCCGGCAGAUCAGAAGGGCGCGGGGAGUGUGCAGCCUGUCUUUGCCCAGCCAGUCGGAGGUGCUGGUGGUUCCUCAUUUUACCUUUGCCAAUAUAAGGGGCAAUUAACCAGGCCCUGCGCCUGCCCCGUUUUAUUUUCUGCUUUCAGGGCCCUGCUGGCAUAAUCCCACGUCAGCUUCCUUGUCUACACGCAGGAGCCAGCCUGUCCCUCAGCAGGAUUGGCCCCAAGGAGGUUUGGAACACCUCCAGUGGGAUCCAGGUUAACUGGUGCAGUAUUUGAGUCACGGCUCUUUGUGCGUCACAAGAUGUCAAAACAAGUGGGCGUAAGAUAAGCCCUCAUCCAUGCAGCCUUUUGCUGGGGAAAUGAUACACUCUCUUUAUUUGGUACAAUAUUUUGAUUCCAGUAUACUCUAGUGAAAUAUUGGUCUACCUAAAGAAAAGAAAUCCAAUCAAAUCUUUAAUAUUAAUAUGCAAAAAUGAAUAGGGACUUGCCUACUUUUUUCCCAAGCUCAGAUAAGCUGAAAAUCAAGAUGCUUUUAGGGUUAGACAAACCUGGACUACUUUAAAAGUAUGAAGUUGUGAUGUAUCAUAGAACUCUCUUUGGCACUUCUUCACCACCAGAAUUGAGGAAGCCUGAAGAUGACACCGUUCCCUCUUUUUGUUGAUCCGUGACUCCAUUAAAACUAGAGUAGGCUUUUUUCCUGCCAAUUAUUGAACACACCCCAAGGAGCUUUUCUGUACCUUGUUCUUUCUUUGAAUCUGCCAUCACGGCUGUGCCAAACAGCACUCCAGUGCGCAAGCCCUUUUUCCAGCAGGGGCAGAAGGCGCAGCAGUGUAGGCUGCCCUCCACACUUUUCAGGGAGGAAAAGAGGGCUGUGCGCUUCGCAAAGCGCAAUUACAAAGGCAGCCUUUUUUUUCUGCCUAGCAAAUACUGUGGUUACAGUCCUAAACGCCAGGAUUGGGAAUUACCAACAAUGUACGUGAUACGUUGUAGGAGGAGUAGGCUGCACUCAUUUGGAUGCAUCUUCUUGCCUCCCCUUCAAUCGAGCUUCCAGAAAAAUCAGUGUCAAUUUAUAUUCCCUAUAAAUGAAUAAUCUGAAAUUA